Messenger RNA from Gongylonema pulchrum, 405 nucleotides. NCBI's taxonomy places the organism in Eukaryota, Metazoa, Nematoda, Chromadorea, Rhabditida, Gongylonematidae. The record is from the annotation of a GenBank genome assembly.
AUGGAGCUCCGAGUCUAUGAUUCUUCGGUUGGUGAUGACCGGGAUACCACGGUCAGCACGGUUCGUCUGGCCUUCAUACUCCACGGUCCUCGAAUCGCUGACGAAGCUGCUGCUGGGGAAGAUGACGAUCCUUGUUGUCGGCCGCACAGUCCUGUCGAUCGUCAGCACACUGCCCUAAACUUCUCCGGUCGAUCUACGCUCCAAAUCCGGGUUGUGCGCUGGAACGUUCUCGAAAGGGGAGAGGAAGAUCACUUGCUCCCAAUAAAUAUUCUAUUUUCAAAUGCGGUCUUAAUUCUGCUUGAAGGUGGAAUGCCUCCACGUAGGCGUGAGAAAUACUCAACUUUACCGAAAAAUCAAAAACGAGAUGCGUUUUGCAGCGAACGACGCCCUCACCCAAAUAUGUAA